This is a messenger RNA of Alligator sinensis (Chinese alligator), 2317 nucleotides long. RefSeq names its product butyrophilin subfamily 1 member A1-like. The record is from RefSeq and is a predicted model, not a curated record. Bases 16 to 1311 code for a protein of 431 amino acids. The transcript is spliced from 7 exons. Lineage: Eukaryota; Metazoa; Chordata; Crocodylia; Alligatoridae. Gene Ontology annotation, molecular function: protein binding.
CACCUGUCCCCCAGAAUGAGCGCGGAGAACAUGGAAGUGAGGUGGUUCCGAAAUUACUUUGACACUUUUGUGCAUCUGUACCCUGAUGGGAGAGAUCAGAAUGGACAACACAUACCAGAAUAUAGAGGAAGGAUAGAGAUGCUGAACAGUGGCAUCAUGAAUGGAAACAUUUCUUUGAAGAUUUUCAAUAUCAAACGUGCUGAUGAAGGGCAAUACCACUGUUUUGUUCAGGAUGAGACUGCUAAUGCUGAAACUGCAUUGCUUCUGAACAUAGCAGUCUUAGGUUCUGUUCCUCUCAUCGCUGUGGAGGAUUACCAAGAGGGAGGGAUCCGCAUCGUUUGCAGAUCAACUGGCUGGUUCCCAGAGCCCAAAGUGGUAUGGAGAGAUCCCAGUGGGCAGCAUUUACCAUCAGUUUCUGAUGAAGCAAAAGCUCAAAAAAAUAAUGGCCUGUUUGAAACAGAAACUGCUAUUGUUAUACAAGAACAUACACACUCAAACUUGUCCUGUUGGAUAAGAGACAAGUAUCUUAGCCAAGGGAAGGAAUCAACUAUUUAUAUAUCAGAUCCCUUUUUCCCUCGGGUGAAUACCUGGAUGGUGGCUCUGAUUGUGACCCUGGUGGUUUUCCUGGGUUUCUCUGUCUUGACCAUUUAUUUCUUCAAGCUAAGAAGUAACCUUCUGAGACAACUUGGGUGGAGAAGAGAUGUCAUCUGUCCAGGGCUGGGCAGAACUGCUCUACCUGUGGAGGAAGUGAAGGUGACUCUGGAUCCAGAAACGGCUCAUCCGCAGCUCGUCCUGUCUGAGGAUGGGAGAAGUGUGACGCGGGUAGAGACAUGGCAGCAACUGCCUGACAGUGCUCAGAGAUUUGACUCUGAGUGGUGUGUGCUGGGCCGUGAGCAACUCUUCUCUGGGAGACACUGGUGGGAGGUGGAGGUGGGGAAGGAAAGAUGGUGGGCCGUGGGGAUUGCCAGAGAGUCUGUGAGGCGGAAGGGAUGGAUCUGCUUUGGCCCCAAGGAGGGGGUCUGGGGUGUGCAGCGCUGGGGGGACGUGUUCCAGGCUCUCACAGGCCCUGAUCGCACCCGCUUGUCCCCAAGCUUAGUGCCCAGCAGUAUCCGGGUGUAUCUGGACUGUGCAGGGAGGCAGGUUUGGUUUUUUGAUGCUCACACCGAGGCCCCGAUCUUCACCUUCCUGCUGCCCUCGUUUACUGGGGACAGAAUCCGGCCCUUCUUCUGGCUGGAGGAUACAACCGUGCAGUUCACAUUCCACACUGCACCACUGACCCCGCCUUGCACUGCACCAGAGGGGGUCUCUUAGUUGGCUGCUCUAGCCUCAGUCUUGCUCAUCUCUAUGACCCUGGAGGACUCCUCUCCUCCUGAAGCGUUUCAGCCCUGCAGUCUCUGUGCCCCUGGAGGAGCAGGGUCGGGUCCUGCACGGUCAGACCACACGGAGCAGGAAACGACUCAGGUGGAAAGUCAAUCUCUAAACCUUUUUCUGAGCCUGUGUAUGACCCAGAGAUAAAGCAAGGGAACAGAGGGAUUGUAGGAUGCUGUUGAUCCAGGAGGCUCUUUCAUUGCAGCUCAUCCAUUCAGAGUCCCUAAGUCAUGAGAAGUGCAAAUCUCGUCCUUUUUCCCUUUGUCUGGCUGCUUAACAAUGCCUCCCCUGUGAUUGGCUGCCCUCACGUUUAUGGUAAUAAACAACCUUUGAUAACUAUGAGGACACCUCCUGUCCAGUUCCCAUUGUUCUCAUUUGGAUAUUUAAUUUCCUGAGUUUAUGUUGUUUGGAGGCACUGACCAAACUGAUUUCCUUCCCUGAAACAAUUCAGCAUCACACUCUGGUGAGACUGCGGGCAGUACUGGGUGAUGUGCUGCUGUGGCCAAAUACAACUGGACGGCUGCCGACUUCCCCUUCCAGAUAAUCUAAAAAAAAAAAUGAAAGAAAGAAAAAAGAAGCUAAGCUUAUAUCUUCCAAAGUCAUUGAUGUGUACUCACACAGGAUGGCACUCUUCUUGUAAGUGCGUAAGUGCGUAAGUGCACCCCUGCAGCAGCAAUAGUGAUGGGUAAUGACAGGCCCAGGCUCAUUCAAGUUCUGAGGUGAGCAGCUUUACACCAUGGGCUUCUAGGGUUAAAAGUCAAUAGUCUGAACCAGUGUUUUCAAGAGGAGGGGCAGUACAGCAGGUCUUAACUGAACUUUCUCAUUGAGUUAUUUCUGAUCAGUUUGUGACUUCUUUCUGGUCAAAUGAAAGUAAAAGAUUAAAUAUAUGAAGUGUUUCCAGGCUCCUGUGGAUAUUGAAGGUUUCCUACCCUUUUAGUGAGUUGCAGUG